Paramormyrops kingsleyae is the source of this 2372-nucleotide messenger RNA. RefSeq names its product zinc-binding protein A33-like. Lineage: Eukaryota; Metazoa; Chordata; Actinopteri; Osteoglossiformes; Mormyridae. Gene Ontology annotation, molecular function: zinc ion binding; protein binding. The record is from RefSeq and is a predicted model, not a curated record.
GCAACCAUUUGUUUACGGCUCUGCAGCAUCACGACUGUUAUCUUUGUCGCAAUGACAUCAGGGGAGGAAGCAGGUUUGGCCAUGAGUCUAGUCAACGAAGUGACCUGUACCUUGUGUCGCUCCCUCUACGAGGACCCGGUCAGGCUAGACUGUGAACACAAUUACUGCAGAGAGUGCAUCAUAAACUACUGGAAAGAUGGAGAAAAGACAGAGGAGAGUGAGAAUAAAGGUUACACCUGCCCUUUAUGCUGUGAGAUCUUUCCCCAGUUUACCUUAAAAAGCAACAAAUUGCUGGCCACCAUUGUGGGCAGAGUUCGCGAUUUAGGGCUGAAGUUCAAGGGGCCGAUAGAGGACAGUGAUAAGUUCUCCCAGAAAGCCUUGGGGAAGAAGAUGGAGACGGAAGCGGAGCCAGGUCUGUGUCCGGUCCACCGGGAGCCGCUGAAGAUGUACUGUGUGGAGGAAAAGACGGCCAUCUGCGUGGUGUGUGCCGUCUCCAAAGAGCACCGCGCCCACUGCCUGGCGCCCAUGGAGGAGAUACUGGCCCAGUGUGAGGACAAUUUCGAAGAGGCUGUGAAACACUUUGAGGAAGAAGUGAAAGAAAUAAAAGAACUUUAUGAAAAGAAAGAACAAGAAAUUAAUGAAAUAAAGAAGCAGUCUCAGGCCCUGCACGCCCACAUCACCCAGGAGAUGGACUGUCUGCAGCGGUGCAUUGAGCGCGAGCGAGAGAGGCUGUGCUCCCAGCUGCAAAAGGAGACGCAGCGGCUGCUGGCGCUCAGGCAGCAAGGCUCCCAGCACCUCUCCCAGGAAGUAGACGCCCUUCAGAGAGACGUGGCCUCACUCAGGGAGCAACUGAAACAGGAGCCGCGCCAUCCAUCCACUCUGAUUGAAGAUAUUCAGGAACUGACUUUGAGACUGAAAGCACAACCAGCAGCACUGAAUGAUGAGGGGACAGAUUGCUUCGACCUGGGUGUCUACAAGGGUCCGAUUCAGUACAUUAUAUGGAAGAAAUUAGGAGAAAUCAUUAAACCAGGUCUCUGCUUCUUAAGCCUCGAUCCAGCCACCGCCAAUCCUUUCCUGUCCCUCUCGGAGGACCUGACGUCCGCCCAGUACACCCACACCCCUAAGGAAGGGUUGCCGAUGGAGGAGACUCGCUUCGAGUUCAGCCCCUGUGUUCUGGCCAGCCGGUGCUUCACCGCGGGCCGGCACUACUGGGAGGUGGAUGUGGGAGACAGAUCAGACUGGGACCUGGGUGUGGCCGCGGAGUCGGCGGAGAGGGCCGGCUGGGUGGUUCUGUGCCCAGAAAACGGCUAUUGGACGGUGGGGAACCGAAGCGUGAGGAAGGUCGGCAUGUACCUGGAUUACGAAGCCGGCCAGCUGUCAUUUUAUAAUGCUGCAGAUAUGACCCCCCUGUUCUCCUACUUGGGAGCUGAUUUUAAAGAAGCCAUGUACCCCUUCUUUUAUCCUAGUGCCGACUCCCAGGCUCAGCCACUCAAAGUGCUCAACCCAAGGGUGUAAGAAUAGCAAUGAAGGAAAAAUCUAUAGUGAGAUACACAUGUACAAUACAGAGCUUCAUCCCACAGAGGUAUUCCAGGGACAGGCACACUAAUGCAUACUGCAUUUCACUGCUGCCCAUAUUACUCCCGACAAGUAUUAUAGCAGUCUUAUCUGUUUCAGUUUUCUAUAGCACCCUCUAUUGCAUGGAAUACGUUAAAUUGUGAAUCGACAGUCAUAAUACGGAAUCAAAACUGGAUAGCACUAAUGACAUUUCAGAGAUACAUUGUUUCAGAGAUACAUUGUUUCAGAGAUACAUUGUUUCAGAGAUACAUUGUUUCAGAGAUACAUUGUUUGCAUGCUUCUUGGGAACCUGAAGCUAUUAAUAGAAAUUUCAGAAUCCUGCUUGAUCUGGCCCUCAUCUUGAAAAGAACAAAUGCAUUAUUAUAAAUGCAUUACAAACUGUUAUGACUGUUUUCUUAUAUUCUUAUAGAAAUGGCACUCAUAGAAAUUGUUACCAAACCUGUUUAAAUAAAUCAACAUAAUUCAUGUUGUACAAUGAUAGUAGCAAUCUCAUGCUCUAAAAUACAAAGCUGUUUUGUACCUUUAACAUUUCAGUGUUUAGAAAAUCCACAUUUGAUCAUGUUUAUUUUUACAAUGUCACUCCUGUCCAUUUCAUUUUUAUAUAUAUACUUAACCUCAUUUUUAUAUAUAUACUUACUGUAACCUCAACAAAAUUAUUUGUUUGAUGUAAAAUGGCAAAUUAAUAUAGAGUAAAUAUUCUGAGUUUUGCACAUGAAUAUGGUUGAAAUUACUUGGCACCUUAGUUACUUCUUCCCACAGAAGAAUUUUACCUGUGACAGGAUGGUCAUUACAAUGAA